Molecule: messenger RNA, 1457 nt
Organism: Rhagoletis zephyria (snowberry fruit fly)
Lineage: Eukaryota; Metazoa; Arthropoda; Insecta; Diptera; Tephritidae
Source: RefSeq, a predicted model, not a curated record
AUUUGGAUAAAUACGAGCCUUUUAAAAUUAUAACAUAACAUACCAUGACAUAAGAUAAGAUUAACAGUCUACACGACCUAAAGCAGUUUUCUAGGUUCAUCAGAAGGUGGAUACUUUUGAGAGUUUAUAAAUAAGUAUGACAGCGACUUUUGGAAGAAGAGUUAACAUUUUAUGCUAUUUUUUCAAAAUGCCUUCAAAUAUAAAUAUUAUUUUGUUUAUUGUGAAAAUAUAUUUUACAACCAUCCAAAAGUAUGUAGAAUUGGAAAAUGCUUGCGCUGAAAGCAUUUCCGUUUACCGUGCAAGAAGUGAGUUUUUAUUGAAUAUGAUGUGGUUUUGCUUGAAUCAACAAUGGAUGAUAUUAACAAUUUUGGAGAAACCGCAUACUAAAAUGCGUUGGAAACUGAAUCGGAAGGGUAUGUUUUGGGAGAUUGAUUGCCAAUGUAAUGGGGAGGAGUUCUUUAGGAACAAUUUUCGCAUGAUGCGCAGUAGCUUCAACAAACUAUGCGGCCUUCUUUCAUGUUUGGAAAGGAAAGAUACAAAUUUUCGGAAAGCCAUUAGCCUUGAGAAGCGGGUAGCCAUUGCUCUGUAUGCCCUGGGAUCAUCUUCUGAGUACCGCAGUGUGGGUAAUAUGUUCGGAAUUGCAAAAUCGACUGUAUGCUUAAUCGUGUUAGAGUUUUGCAAGCAAGCAUGGAUUGUAUUAGAUCCUGUUUACCUUAAUCACUUCCCUCUCAGUAGAGAAAAGAUACGAGAGUGCAUGUCUGGGUUCAACCAAAUUGGGUUUCCUCAAUGCAUUGGUGCAAUUGAUGGUUGUCACAUAGAAAUACAUCCAAAACAUGAUGGAGCCGUUCAACUUCAAUUACAAAGGGUACUUUGAACUAUAUUUGUAUGUAUGUAUAUUUUUAACGUAAAUAAAACUACACCUCUUUUGUAGAUAUCGUUUUCUUUAUAUUAAUGUUGGUAGUCCAGGAAAAUGCAAAGACUCAUUCAUUUACGAGAGGUCAUUAUUAAAGCAAGAGCUGCAUAACUGUGCUUUGCUUAAUGAAAUGAGUAUUCAAUUGGAGUCAGUGAACAUUCCGGCUUAAAAAUUACCUUUGUUUGCAUAUUGAACUUUUUUAUAUACAUAUAUGUGUAUACAAGUUAUAUGUACAUAUGUAUAUGUAUAAUAGGCGCUCAUCAGCGCGAUCGGAAAUUAAUUAGCUAGUCAGUGAGUUAGUUAGAGUCAUCGUUAGCUAGCGAUCAGACGUCCGUGUUUAAGAAUACUUUAAAUGUUAACGCAGUUGUUCUUAUAGUUAAAUAAAUGUUUUUUGUAUAAAGCAUAACUAAAUUAGUGUUUUACUAAUAAUAAAGAAAUUAUGUAUUAAACAUAAUUAAAACGGGGUUUGAUUACAACGAGUAAUCCUAUCUCUUAAAUGGCGACGAGGAUAAAAAACUGAAAAAAAAAAUUUUAUACCACUAAA